AUGUUGGAAAGAGAAUUAGGAAUUCCCAACCUAUUGGAAAGGGGAGAUACUUCAGCAUGUUAUGGGAGCCAAGACAGUGGAGUGAUGAUAGCUGCAGCAAGCGAUGCUCUAUGGAACAAUGGUGCUAUUUGUGGGAAAGUAUUCACCGUUACAUGCACUGGACCAACAAAUCCAUAUCCGCAUCCGUGCACCGGGAAGAGCGUGACGGUGAAGAUCGUCGAUCACUGCCCCGGAUGUGGCGGGACCCUAGAUCUCUCUAAAGAAGCCUUUGCAACAAUUGCUGAUCCAGUUGCUGGGGUUGUCAACAUUGACUAUUAUUAG
This is a messenger RNA of Salvia hispanica, 321 nucleotides long. The record is from RefSeq and is a predicted model, not a curated record. Lineage: Eukaryota; Viridiplantae; Streptophyta; Magnoliopsida; Lamiales; Lamiaceae.